Molecule: messenger RNA, 696 nt
Organism: Rotaria sp. Silwood2
Lineage: Eukaryota; Metazoa; Rotifera; Eurotatoria; Philodinida; Philodinidae
Source: the annotation of a GenBank genome assembly
AUGUUUUUUCGGAGCUGCUCAUCAUUACCCAAUUUGAUUCCUAUGCAGCACAAUGAUACAACUUUUGGUUGUCCAAGUGGACUAUUCCGUUGUCAUGGAUCAUUCAGAUGCAUAUCACCGUAUCGACUACUAGAUGAUUUCCAUGAUUGCAUCAAUUCGACUGAUGAAGACAAGUCAAUGGACACUUGCGCAUUCAAUCUUAAUCAUCAAUUUCAUUGCACAUCAACAUCAUGCAUACCACGGCGAAAGGUUAUGAACAGCUUCAGGGACUGCAUUAAUCGAGCUGAUGAAAUUGGACCAAGCACAUGUGUCGAACCUCGAGAUUUCGGUUGUCAGUAUGCCAGAGGAACAACUGAUUUACUUAAAGCAAUUCCAUUUUCCUUUAUUUGCAAUGGAUUAGAUGAAAUCAGGUUUGUUCAGAAUCUAGAAUGGUCCGAUAGCAGUAAUGCUACUGACGAGAGUGAAUGUCUCGCUCAUGAAUGGUCUUGUAAUAAUCGCUACACUCGGUGCAAUGGUAUUUGGAACUGUCCGAAUGGUACUGAUGAACUUAAUUGCACGCGAACUGAUGUCUUUCUUGACAAAGCUGAAUGUGAAAAGACCAAUCGACACUUUUGCAUUCGCGUCGACACUCAUGAAUGGUCUUGUCUCGAUCCAAUAAAAGCGGGAGACAAUCAAAUUGAUUGCCUAGGUAAGUAA